AGGUAACUAACGGAAAAAAAAAAUACACCGGAGGGAGAUCUGGUCGAAAAAUGAAAUUUACGGAAAAAACGAAAAAGAGCAGAAAGGUUUUCCAUUCAUUCCCCUUCCCGAUCAGAUCGGAGUCCCCUUUUUCUCGACACAGAAUUUAGGGGUUUCAUUACAGAUUUUAUCAUCCCUCUCCUUCUUAAUGUUCAAAUCUUUUGCACGCUAAAAACCCGAUCCAACCCAAAUUGCAAUUCCUUCACCAUUCUCUUUGCCCAUCCUAGCAUAUGCGUGUAUUGGUGUAGAUACGGAUUUGAAUGUAUGUAUAUUGAUCUGUGCCGGAUGGUAGAAUUUGGGGUUUGAUUUUAGGGUUUUGUAUUUUUUUGUUUGUGAGGAUUUAAAAAGGCGUUUGGAGAUAAAACAUAUAUUUCGAUUGUUCCAAUGGCGUCUGCUCAGGUUCUGCGGAAGCAAGAGCAUUUGGAAGCUGGGAAAAAGAAGCUAGAGGAGUUUCGUAAGAAGAGAGCAGCAGAUCGGGCUAAAAAGACAACAUCAACUAAUCAAAUCCAUGCAUCUGAUGGGGGUUUAGAGAGACAAACUCUAGAUACUGAACGUAUACGACCAGAUUCUGACAGGGCUGGCACAUCCAAUGCUGUAGCCACACCUGCUUCAGAGCUUUCUGGAGUAGAUAAAAAAUAUGAUUUCCAGGAAAAUGAUAUCGUGCGGAAGACCAACUUUGGUUCUUCAAAUUAUGCAAGUGCUGGUUCAACAUUUGCUGCAAAUAAUUUUGAUGUUGAGUUUAACACCUCAGAGGUCCAUUAUGGCAAUGAUAUUUCAAAACUUUCAAUGCCAGAAAAUGAUAGUAAUCAUUCCCAAAAAAAGGGUGAAAAUGAUAGAGAUGUGGGAAGUUUUGCCUUUGAGAUUGCUUCUGAUCAUUCUGCAGACAACACUUUGCUGCCUCCUUUUUCAAAUAGCGGUAGAGUUACCAGUAAUUCUGAUUAUGAUGGUUUGCACAAAACCGUACCAAGGUUCAAUGAGAUCUUUCCGAAGGAUCUUGCAGCUGUAAAUUCUAGUGCUUCUUAUAUAGGAAAUAUUUCUCCAGAGAAUUCUGCGAGAACUCAUGUGCUAGAGAAGACAGGUUUAACUGAUCGUUGGGCUAGUGGUCUGACGUCUGCUUUGCAUAAAGACUCCCUGUCACCUGUGGCCAGCCUGACUGAUUUUUCUUCACAAGUUGGACAAAAAGAUGUUGCCUUGCAACAUAAUUAUCCUGUUGUUCCUGAUACUGGGUACAACCAGUUUAGUGGCUCUGCUACUUACAUGACCAAUACCUCAACUCCAUUGACAUCUGAUGGUUUCAGUUUUGAUGGCCAAAGUUCAUCUAAUUAUGCACAAGUAUCUCCUCCCACAACUGGAUUUGGUGCUAGGAGAUCCCGCCCAUCAUUUCUUGAUUCAAUCAGCAUUUCCAGAGUUUCUGCUACAUCUCCUCCAAUUGAAACAGUGAAUACUGACACAUUUAGUUCCAAGGUUCACCCAUUGGACAAUUUGGGAUCUUCUAAUUCUGAGAGCCUUAUGAAUUCUACAGCUGUCUCUGGUAAUGGGUCUGACACGUUUAAAUAUGCUGUUGCGAAAUCUAUGGAGACCAACCAUGAUUUUUAUUCGCAAAAACAAAAUGAAGACUUUGCUGCACUAGAACAGCAUAUAGAAGAUUUAACUCAAGAGAAAUUCUCUUUGCAACGUUCUCUGGAGGCUUCACGAGCUUUAGCAGAGUCUUUAGCUGCUGAAAAUUCAGCGUUGACAGAUAGUUAUAACCAACAGGGAGGUGUUGUUAAUCAGCUAAAAGCUGAUAUGGAGGCAUUACAGGGGGAGAUUAAAGCAAAUCUGGCUGAACUUGAGGCUGUGAAGGCCGAAUAUGCUAAUGUUCAGCUUGAAUGUAAUGCUGCUGAUGAACGCUCGAAGCUUUUGGCAUCUGAAGUGAUUGGUUUGGAAGAGAAGGCACUUCGGCUGAGAUCUAAUGAACUUAAAUUGGAGAAGGAGUUGGAAAAGACACAAGCUGAAGUUUCUUCUUUCAAAAAGAAAAUCGUUAGCCUUGAAAAAGAACGUCAAGAUUUGCAAUCAACUGUUGAUGCAUUACAAGAAGAGAAGAAGCUAUUGCUGUCAAAACUACGAAAAGCUUCUACUGGUGGCAUGUUUGGUGAUACUAGCAGGACUUCACCUAAUAAAAUAGAUGUCUCAACGUCAACAGAGGAUCUUGAUGACAAUGAAGGUUUGGUCACUUCAGUGGAUGAUCCAAACCCCGGAGCUCAGACUACUGCUACUAGUACCGAGUCCUCCGACUUUCCUCAUCUGCUUGACGGUGGACAGCUCAGAUUUGAAGGAUCAGCAUUGACCAUUCCUCCUGAUCAAAUAAGAAUGAUCCAAAAUAUUAACACAUUAAUCUCUGAGUUAUCAUUGGAGAAAACAGAGUUGAUGAAAGCCUUCUCUGCAGAAUCAUCUGAAUGCUCUAAACUCAAGGAGUUAAACAAGGAGUUAACCAGAAAGCUUGAAGCUCAAACACAAAGGUUGGAGCUUUUGACUGCUCAAAGCAUGGCAGCUGAUAAUAUUCCAGUGAGACAACCAGAUAGGCCUUUCCAUGAGAACACCACAUACGCCGAUGAGGGUGAUGAGGUGGUUGAAAGGGUAUUGGGAUGGAUCAUGAAGCUAUUUCCUGGAGGGCCAUCAAAACGAAGAACCAGCAAGCUUCUUUAGUUUUCACCAAGGUUUCAUUAAAGCUCCUUGUCGAAAUGAGUUUUUGCUCCUCCCUGACAUCUCAACCCUGUAAUUUUUGGUAGGCAGCUGGAGUCUAAAGUUUGUAAUUAGCAGUGAUCCAUACAACAGCUCAUUCUUUUUCCCCGGAAGUUCUUUCCAAAGUCACAUUGGAAGAUGAGAAAAUGAUUCCUUGGCAAUAAAGGCCGCAGCACCUCAGUUGUGCAUUUCAUUUGGAUACAUGAAGAAAGCUGUGGGAAUGCGGGAUAUAAAUUGGAUUCAAAGAGUUGAGUGAUUACAGAUGCAGCGUGUUAAAAUGUACUAUAGGCGACAAUUUAUUUCUUGAAUCAAGGAAAGAAGAUUUGUUAUCUUUUCAUUUGCAACAAAUUGAUGUGUUUUUUGUUAUUUCCCAAAUUUCCCACAAUGGUGAUAGUGGCCUGGAGAACUGAAGCAUGUGAAUGCAGAAGCAAGCUAGGUUUAAGGUUUGGGUGAAAACACAAGAAAAAGAUGGAGAGAGGCAAAAUGGCAUUGAAGUUAUUAAGUUAAUACUACAAGUAAUUGGACACUCUGAGCAAAGUGUUCUCAGAUUGCACAAGUAUUGUUGCUAAAUUGGGGCCAAGUAUUCAAACCCCAAAUACAUAUAUACGAGGAACCAUUUUUUUUAAAAUUUU
This is a messenger RNA of Ipomoea nil (Japanese morning glory), 3392 nucleotides long. RefSeq lists its product as uncharacterized. The coding region runs from base 424 to 2724 and encodes 766 amino acids. NCBI's taxonomy places the organism in Eukaryota, Viridiplantae, Streptophyta, Magnoliopsida, Solanales, Convolvulaceae. The record is from RefSeq and is a predicted model, not a curated record. The transcript has 13 exons. Gene Ontology annotation, biological process: regulation of growth.